GCUGUUGCUGUGGAGCUCAGACAGACACUGAGGACAGCACAUGUGAGACAUCAGAGCAGACAGCAGACAGACGGGCAGAGAGACGCUCUACCUGGACAUGGAUCACCUGUUGGUGCUGUUGCUGUUGCUGUGGAGCUCAGCACUGCAGACUGAAGGAACACCCAACUCAGCAGAGUCUGAGGAGGUCAGGUUGGUGGGAGGAGACAGUCGCUGUGCAGGAACACUGGAGGUGAAAAAUGAUGGAGACUGGAGACCAGUGGAUGGCUUCAGCUGGACCCUGAAGGAAGCAAAUGUUGUCUGUAGAAAUCUGGACUGUGGUUCUGCUGUUUCUGUAGUAGAGAGAGAGGAGUCUUCAUACAGACCUGUGUGGGGGAUCUACUCUGACUGUGUUCAGUCUGGAUCUUCUCUGAGGGAGUGUGCAAUAUCAGUUUCCUCUUCCUCCAUCCUGAAUCUCACCUGUUCAGACUCUGUCAGGCUGGUGGAUGGGUCUAGUCUGUGCUCAGGCAGACUGGAGGUGAAGUCUGACCAGUCUAACCAGUGGUGGUCCUCAGUGUGUGAAGAUGACUUUGACCAGCAGGAUGCAGAGGUGGUCUGUAGGGAGCUCGGCUGUGGGGCUCCUUCAGUCCUCCAGGGGGCGCUCUAUGGAGAAGUGGAGGCUCCAAUGUGGACCAAAGAGUUCCAGUGUGGAGGCCAUGAGUCUGCUCUCCUGGACUGUAGAAGCUCAGGCUCAGCUAGAAACACCUGCUCACCUGGAAAAGCUGUUGGACUCACCUGCUCAGAGUCUGAGGAGGUCAGGUUGGUGGGAGGAGACAGUCGCUGUGCAGGAACACUGGAGCUGAAACAUAAUGGAGACUGGAGACCAGUGGGGGGCCGAGACUGGAACAUGAAGGAAGCAAAUGUUGUCUGUAGAAAUCUGGACUGUGGUUCUGCUGUUUCUGUAGUAAAGAGAAAGGAGUCUUCAGGCAGACCUGUGUGGUGGAUCGACUCUGACUGUGUUCAGUCUGGAUAUUCUCUGAGGGACUGUGCAAGAUCAGUUUCCUCUCCCUCCAUCCUGAAUCUCACCUGUUCAGACUCUGUCAGGCUGGUGGAUGGGACUAGUCUGUGCUCAGGCAGACUGGAGGUGAAGUCUGACCAGUCUAACCAGUGGUGGUCCUCAGUGUGUGAAGAUGACUUUGACCAGCAGGAUGCAGAGGUGGUCUGUAGGGAGCUCGGCUGUGGGGCUCCUUCAGUCCUCCAGGGGGCGCUCUAUGGAGAAGUGGAGGCUCCAAUGUGGACAAAAGAGUUCCAGUGUGGAGGCCAUGAGUCUGCUCUCCUGGACUGUAGAAGCUCAGGCUCAGCUAGAAACACCUGCUCACCUGGAAAAGCUGUUGGACUCACCUGCUCAGAGUCUGUCAGGUUGGUGCGAGGAGACAGUCGCUGUGCAGGAACACUGGAGCUGAAACAUGAUGGAGACUGGACACCAGUGAUUGGCUUAGGCUGGACCCUGAAGGAAGCAAAUGUUGUCUGUAGAAAUCUGGACUGUGGUUCUGCUGUUUCUGUAGGAGAGAGAGAGGAGUCUUCAGUCAGACCUGUGUGGUGGAUCGACUCUGACUGUGUUCAGUCUGGAUCUUCUCUGAGGGACUGUGCUAUAUCAUAUCCCUCUUCCUACAUCCUGACUCUCACCUGUUCAGACUCUGUCAGGCUGGUGGAUGGGACUAGUCUGUGCUCAGGCAGACUGGAGGUGAAGUCUGACCAGUCUAACCAGUGGUGGUCCUCAGUGUGUGAAGAUGACUUUGACCAGCAGGAUGCAGAGGUGGUCUGUAGGGAGCUCGGCUGUGGGGCUCCUUCAGUCCUCCAGGGGGCGCUCUAUGGAGAAGUGGAGGCUCCAAUGUGGACCAAAGAGUUCCAGUGUGGAGGCCAUGAGUCUGCUCUCCUGGACUGUAGAAGCUCAGGCUCAGCUAGAAACACCUGCUCACCUGGAAAAGCUGUUGGACUCACCUGCUCAGAGUCUGAGGAGGUCAGGUUGGUGGGAGGAGACAGUCGCUGUGCAGGAACACUGGAGCUGAAACAUGAUGGAGACUGGAGACCAGUGAGGGGCUUCGGUUGGACCUUGAAGGAAGCAAAUGUUGUCUGUAGAAAUCUGGACUGUGGUUCUGCUGUUUCUGUAGGAGAGAGAGAGGAGUCUUCAGUCAGACCUGUGUGGUUGAUCUACUCUAACUGUGUUCAGUCUGGAUCUUCUCUGAGGGACUGUGCAACAUCAAGAUCCUCUUUCUACAUCCUGAAUCUCACCUGUUCAGACUCUGUCAGGCUGGUGGAUGGGACUAGUCUGUGCUCAGGCAGACUGGAGGUGAAGUCUGACCAGUCUAACCAGUGGUGGUCCUCAGUGUGUGAAGAUGACUUUGACCAGCAGGAUGCAGAGGUGGUCUGUAGGGAGCUCGGCUGUGGGGCUCCUUCAGUCCUCCAGGGGGCGCUCUAUGGAGAAGUGGAGGCUCCAAUGUGGACCAAAGAGUUCCAGUGUGGAGGCCAUGAGUCUGCUCUCCUGGACUGUAGAAGCUCAGGCUCAGCUAGAAACACCUGCUCACCUGGAAAAGCUGUUGGACUCACCUGCUCAGAGUCUGAGGAGGUCAGGUUGGAGGGAGGAGACAGUCGCUGUGCAGGAACAUUGGAGCUGAAACAUAUUGUAGACUGGAGACCAGUGGUUGGCUUCGGCUGGACCAUGAAGGAUGCAAAUGUUGUCUGUAGAAAUCUGGACUGUGGUUCUGCUGUUUCUGUAGUAGAGAGAAAGGAGUUUUUAGGCAGACCUGUGUGGUGGAUCGACUCUGACUGUGUUCAGUCUGGAUCUUCUCUGAGGGAGUGUGCAAUAUCAGGUUCCUCUUCCUCCAUCCUGAAUCUUACCUGUUCAGACCUGCUGGUUCGGCCCAACAUCUCUGUGUCCUCCUCCACGUACGGGGUCUCUGAGGCCCAGCAGCAGGAGUUUCGGGUGCUCAGGGGCUCCACCUUCACCAUCAGCUGCUCCAUCCAGCCACAGUACCCAGGAGGCUCCUUCCAGCUCACCUUCACCUCCUCCAACACAACGCACAACUACACCCAGCCAGCUGUCAAUCACUCUGCCCACUUCCUGUUUCCUGCUGCAGAGCCCGCCCACCAAGGAAACUACAGCUGUGUUUAUCACGUCUAUGUUUUCUCUCAUAACUUCUCCUCUGAGAGCCGUCUGCUCUCUCUCACUGUCUCAGAUCCAUCAGUUCAUCAUCACUUCAUCAGAGUGGUCCUCCUGCUGCUGACUCUGCUGUUGGUGAACACUGCCCUCUGUUGCUGCUGUAAGGCCUGCAGGGGGCAGAAGCCGGGCAGACAGGAGAACAUUGAGCUGGAUGAUUAUAACCUGGGUGUUCCUGCAGCUGGAGGAGGGCCGACUGAAGAGGAAGGAGCUCAGGGAGCAGAAUUAAAGCGCCUGGUAUACUCGACGCAGUCGAGCUGUUGCGCAACAACGUGACGUCAAAAUGACAUAGAUCUCGCUGGCGCGCAAGGAUUUUAUCCCAGUCGCGCCGUGUCGCCACAGCCGGAAACGGGAAGAUGGAUGAGUU
Molecule: messenger RNA, 3560 nt
Organism: Dicentrarchus labrax (European seabass)
Lineage: Eukaryota; Metazoa; Chordata; Actinopteri; Moronidae
Product: scavenger receptor cysteine-rich type 1 protein M160-like
Exons: 16
Coding region: 98-3469 (1123 amino acids)
Biological process (GO): peptidyl-lysine oxidation
Cellular component (GO): membrane
Molecular function (GO): protein-lysine 6-oxidase activity
Source: RefSeq, a predicted model, not a curated record